GGACCCGCCUGACGUCGGCGGCCGCGGGGAUAAGAGGCGCCCCGAGGUCCGAGGCCGGACUCUGCCGGCGCGCACUCCAGGCAACCGCGGGCUCCCAGCUCGGAGCUGCCGAGGCACGGCGUCCGCUUCCCCGCGCGUCCAGUGCGCUCCGCCGGCCCGGGCGCCGCCGGGCAUGGAGUAGCGAGCGGGGCGCGCGGACGGACGCCGGGACAGACGCCAGAGGACGCCCGCGGCUGCGGGGCGCGGGGACAGCGAGCCGAGCUCCGGGCGCGCGUCGGAUCCGCCCCGCCUGGCCGAGCGCAGGAUGCGCGGACCCGGGCGCCCCCUCCUCCUGGGGCUGCUGCUCGUGCUGGGGGCGGCGGGGCCCGGCCGGGGGCUCGCGGAGACGCGGGAGGCGGCAGACAGGCAGACGCUGCUGCAGCUCAUCGUGGAGAUCGUCCAGGAGCUCAGGAAGUACCACUCGGGAGAGUCCAAGAGGCUGCAGCUCUCGGGCCGGCAGGACUACAGCCUGGGCCGCAGGGCGGUCUCGGACUACGGGGCUUACCCGGAGGAGCAGAGAGUGGAAAUUGUUCCUCGAGAUCUAAGGAUGAAAGACAAGUUUCUGAAACAUCUUACAGGUCCUCUUUAUUUCAGCCCAAAGUGCAGCAAACACUUCCACAGACUUUACCACAACACCCGAGACUGCACCAUCCCCGCCUACUAUAAGAGAUGCGCCCGGCUUCUUACCCGGCUGGCUGUCAGUCCGACGUGCAUGGAGGGAUAAGUGAGCAGAGAGCACCGUGCAGGAGCAACGGCCCAGGAACCACGAGAAGUGCCUUGGAGACCAAAGGACAGAACCCACUGCCUUCUGGACACACCCCGUGAACAGAGCUUUAUUUUUGCAGACAGACUCUUCCAUAAUUCCUUUACCUUGAGUUUUGUGUGCUGACACCGUCUGUGGACACAGAGUCAGUAAAUGGGUGUGCCUGACAGUAACGCUUGCCACUGGUCAUUUUAGAAAACCGGAGAAUGCUCCACAUUUGAUGUGUCAUGCUGUGAAAUGGCAGAGAUAUCUCAUUUUCCUGAUUAGGUGACAUCACAAAUAUUUCUUUAGAAGCAUAAGCAGAAUCAGCAGAAUCUAAAACUAUAUUUUCAUAUAGCAUAUGGUAUUAUUUAAUAUUUUAUUACUUUUACAAUUAAAUUCCCAGAGUAUCAUUUGGAAUUGCAUGAAAAAUUAAAAAAAAAAAAAAAGAGAGAGAGAGAAAAGAACUUCAGUUGUGGAGACAUUGGAGUGUAAAUCUGUGUACAUGCUCAGGCUAAUUUCAUUUGUCCUUUGUAUAAUAAAUGUAAAAUAGUAUCCAGAUACUGUGCAAUAUGUAAAUACUGUAAAUAAAACGCAAGUAAUAAAUGAAGUGUUUGUUAUAAUGAAGUCUUCAAAGCGACUCUUUACUUCUGAACAAGUUCAUCGUUGGGAAUUCAUGAUUUACAGAUCUUUUGAAAAGACUGAAAUACUGGCAGGAUAUCACAGAAUAUAAAAGGCAUAAAUAAAUAAAACGAGAAAGCUAUGAAUUCUUGUAAAGGACAUCAGCAUUUUUUAAAGAGAGUGGCACUAUAUAUUGGCGACAUAUUUCUUAACGUACGUGAUUUGGUAGCGAAUAUUUCAAAUAA
Balaenoptera musculus (blue whale) is the source of this 1647-nucleotide messenger RNA. It is a transcript of the gene ALKAL2, whose product is annotated as ALK and LTK ligand 2. Gene Ontology annotation, molecular function: receptor signaling protein tyrosine kinase activator activity; receptor tyrosine kinase binding. NCBI's taxonomy places the organism in Eukaryota, Metazoa, Chordata, Mammalia, Artiodactyla, Balaenopteridae. The record is from RefSeq and is a predicted model, not a curated record. The transcript is spliced from 6 exons. The coding region runs from base 305 to 763 and encodes 152 amino acids. Gene Ontology annotation, biological process: positive regulation of ERK1 and ERK2 cascade; positive regulation of ERK5 cascade.